UGAAACAUUAGUAAUUCUUCUGUUUCUCCAACCUUUCAGCUUCAUAGUUGUACCUUAUCCGCUAGUAAAUGCCCAAGACUAGAAUUCUUGAAGUUCAACACUGGCCAGCAGCUGGUGCAAUCAUGAGACUGAAGUUGUACGUGCUAAUUUUACUUAUUACUUGUGGAGAUUCUUUUGCUUCCUAUUUCCACCGUGCCUCUAAUGAGUUGCAGAUUACUGAGGAUGCCUAUGGAAAUUGGCUGCGAAAGAUGGGCUCUCUCAAUCAUUCUGUUUUCGAGGAAGUGAAGAAUCAAUUUACCCCUUGCAAGAAGAUUAAAGUGCAUAAAAAUCCAAGAUUGGGAGAUUAUACUACGGUGCAGAAGGCCAUCAAUGCCAUCCCAAUUAUCAAUAAUUGUCGAGUGAUCAUUUCUGUUAGUUCAGGGACUUACAAAGAGAAAAUUGAGAUUCCGGCGACUAUGGCUUAUGUUAGCCUGGAAGGAGCAGGUGCAGGCGAGACGAUCAUCCAGUGGAACGACACAGCAGAGGGGAAGGGACCAAAUGGGCAGCCACUGGGAACUUACGCCUCUGCGACAUUUGCCGUUAAUGCUCCCUAUUUCAUUGCAAAAGACAUCACCUUUAAGAAUAAAGCGCCCCCACCGCCAUCAGGGGCGCUAGGUAAACAGGCAGUAGCGCUCAGAAUUUCAGCUGACACGGCAGCUUUCAUAGGCUGCAGAUUCAUCGGAGCACAGGACACCCUUUAUGAUCACAAGGGCAGGCACUACUUCAGAGACUGCUACAUUCAAGGUUCUGUUGAUUUCAUAUUCGGGGACGGGCUCUCGCUCUAUGAGAGUUGUCAUCUUCGUGCUAAAACAAAGAGCUAUGGGGCCUUGACUGCCCAAAAACGAGAGAGUAUGCUGGAGGAAACUGGCUUCUCUUUCGUUAACUGCAAGGUGACAGGUUCAGGGGCACUCUACUUGGGGAGGGCCUGGGGGUCUUUCUCUAGAGUAGUCUUUGCUUAUACCUACAUGGAUAAGAUCAUCACCCCAAGAGGAUGGUACAACUGGGGAGACAAAAACAGGGAAAUGACUGUGUUUUAUGGGCAAUUCAAGUGUUCGGGACCCGGGGCAAAUUUCGGAGGAAGGGUCUCAUGGUCCAGAGAACUAACUCAACAAGAAGCUAAGCCGUUUAUUUCGCUGAGCUUCAUUGAUGGCCGCGAAUGGCUCGCGAAUUUGUGAUGAUUUUCAGUUUUCCAGCAGCUGACCACGUCGGCCCUUUGAGCAUAAGCAUUUGCUAGAGCAGAUAGCAAUGUGGAUCCAUCCUCAUUAAGCUUAACGCAGACCCCAAAUUUUUUACUAGAAAUGUUUGCCUCGUCUCUGUUGAGAUUUCUAGUGGACUAAGUUCACCAUUUUCUUUCCCCAAAAAAAAAAAAAAAAAGUAAA
This is a messenger RNA of Coffea eugenioides, 1418 nucleotides long. RefSeq names its product probable pectinesterase 53. NCBI's taxonomy places the organism in Eukaryota, Viridiplantae, Streptophyta, Magnoliopsida, Gentianales, Rubiaceae. Gene Ontology annotation, biological process: cell wall modification. The record is from RefSeq and is a predicted model, not a curated record. The transcript has 4 exons. Gene Ontology annotation, molecular function: pectinesterase activity. The coding region runs from base 69 to 1214 and encodes 381 amino acids.